Messenger RNA from Seminavis robusta, 2118 nucleotides. The record is from the annotation of a GenBank genome assembly. Lineage: Eukaryota; Bacillariophyta; Bacillariophyceae; Naviculales; Naviculaceae.
AUGAAGGAUGAUGAUCUUGGCGAUGGCAAUGGCAAUGAUCCGGUUCUGAUGAACGUAGUACAGGCGAGGGCAGCUGCCGCCUCAUCAGAACUGGCAGAGGCAGGUAAAACUCCAACGAAGCCCAGUGAUGAAUAUCCACAGGAAAAUGCAGCAAAACAUGGAGUCAUCGGGGCACAGUCAACUACGGAGGGAAUGACUAGCCAUCAACUGGAAAGUAAUGAAUCCAUAAAGAAGACCAAUCUUGACAAUCUUGAUGCUGGUGGAGGAGAAGAUGCCCUGGUAAUGGAGUUAGUCCACGAGAGGGCAGCUGCCGCCUCAUCAGAACCUGCAGAGGCAGAAGACAACAAUACAGUUGAUGGGAUGACCCAAGUACAAGAUCAUUCCAGACCAGGAGGUUACAAUGGUGCACCAGGAAUGACACCAAGUCGCAACCUUGGCACAAUGUCAGAGGGAUUUGAAUGCAACGGCCAACAAGGAUCCCAUGACACCCAUGGAAGAGAAUUCCGGGAAACCUCAUCUGAUGUCCCGCCUCUUUCCAAUGAAGCCGACUUUACCGAGAAAAUCGCAGAAGCCCAACCUGUGGAUGAUCAAAGCCACAUUUUUGCAGCUGACAGUGCGACCCCUAUUGAUGUGGAAGCGAGAAAAGCGAGAGAACAAGUUGCUGCAAACACUCGAAAGGGUCUUUUGUUUACUGGCGCCCUGGCUCUCAUUGCAGUCAUUGUGGCGGUUAUUGUAGUGAUAGUCUCCCUCAAGAAGCAACAGCAACUAGAAUCAGAAACAAUGGCACCUGCUACGAUGGCACCAACUACGUCCCGAGAACUAGGGGUAAGAGCGGAGCUUGCUAGAGUCAUUGGUGAAUUUGUAAAUGAGGACGAUUCGCCGUAUCAGCAGGCAAUGGAUUGGAUUUUGUACGAGGAUGCAAUGAUCCUCGAUGAAUUCAGUGAGAACUUGAUCCAACGAUAUGUGUUGGCUCUCUUCUAUUUCAAAACCUCCCAAGAAGGUCCUUGGGUUUCAUGCAACCCACGAAGGCAAGGCGAAGACCAUACCUGUGUUUUUAGUGAGUUCACUAGAAAUCAGACGACCAACCAUGUGGUCUAUCAAACACGAAAUGAAACUGAAGUGCGCUGGCUGUCAGAAAGGCAUGAGUGCGAAUGGGCUGAAAUUUGGUGCUAUCCUGCCGCAGAUGGAGCUGUGAUUGCGAUUGAUAUCAUGGGACAGAACUUGACUGGAACAAUGCCAGAGGAGUUAAGGCACCUGGAGGGGAUGAUGUGGCUGACACUUAGCUUUAAUCCCCUCACAGGUACUAUUCCCGAGGUGUAUGGUGAAUUUCCCGGCCUAACAGUCUUUGAAGCCACUGAGACCUUCAUCACUGGUCAGAUCCCUGGUGGAUUCUUUAGUCAGCCCAACUUGCUUCAGCUCAAUGUAGCAUACACGCUGAAUACUGGGACCAUCCCAACCGAGAUCGGCCAAUUGUCCACUCUGGGGUGGCUGUUUUUAUUCAACACAGAAAUUUCAGGGGUGUUGCCAAGUGAAAUAGGACUACUGGAAGAUGUCAAAUCAAUGUGGUUGUAUGACAAUAGGCAGCUACCAGGGACCCUCCCUUCAGAACUAGGCAAGCUAAGCCUGUUGGAGGAGCUGAAAAUGGGUGGGAAUAAUCAUGCUGGACCUUUACCCUCGGAGCUUGGUGAUUUGAACAACCUGAAGGAGUUCCUUUUCAGUGGCAAUGAAAUGGGCAACACUCCUCUCCCAGAUGAACUGUGGAACAUGUCAAGCUUGAUAUAUUUUGACAUUGCCGGGUCUCAUUUUGGUGGAUCCAUCAGCACUAAAAUUGGUAAAAUGACAACCCUGGUGGGCUUUAAAGCUGCCCGAAAUGAAUUUUCUGGUACUGUGCCAUCUGAAAUAGGGCUGCUCUCCAACCUCAUCUUGCUAUGGGUCCAUGAAAAUGGUAUUGAAGGUGAUAUUCCAAUGGAAGUGUGUCAACUCCGUGGUGUUUCCAGUUCCAGUUUGUCUUUUCUGAAUGCGGACUGUGGAGGGAUUAACCCCAAAGUUUCUUGUGCAGCAGGAUGCUGCACUGGAUGUUGUGACAACGAGGGCGUGUGUCAACUGACAGACUUGUAG